AUGGCUGAGAGCAAAUGCCCCUUCAAGAGCCAGGGCUCACGGUCCAACGUCGCCGGCGGUGGCACUCGGAACACCGACUGGUGGCCUGAGCAGCUCAAACUCAACAUCCUGCGCCAGCACACCACUGUCACCAACCCGCUGGGCGCCGACUUCGACUAUGCCGCCGCCUUCAACACCCUCGACUACGAUGCCCUCAAGAAAGACCUCACGGCGCUGAUGACCGACUCGCAGGAGUGGUGGCCCGCAGAUUUCGGCCACUACGGCGGUCUUUUCAUCCGCAUGGCCUGGCACAGCGCCGGUACCUACCGGGUGUUCGACGGCCGGGGCGGCGCCGGUCAGGGACAGCAGCGGUUCGCGCCCCUGAACAGCUGGCCCGAUAACGUCAGUCUGGACAAGGCCCGGCGCCUGCUGUGGCCCAUCAAGCAGAAGUACGGCGACAAGAUCUCCUGGGCGGAUCUGAUGAUCCUCACCGGUAACGUCGCCCUCGAGUCCAUGGGCUUCAAGACCUUUGGCUUUGCCGGUGGUCGUGCGGAUACCUGGGAGGCGGACGAGUCGGCCUACUGGGGCCGCGAGACCACCUGGCUGGGCAACGACGCUCGUUAUGAGAAGGGCUUCUCGGGCUCCGACAAGCAGGGCACCGUCAUUGCCGACGAGGCCUCGCACAAGACUACCCACUCCCGCGAGCUGGAGAACCCGCUCGCCGCCGCCCACAUGGGUCUCAUCUACGUCAACCCGGAAGGCCCCGAUGGCAACCCCGAUCCCGUGGCGGCUGCCCACGAUAUCCGCGUCACCUUCGGCCGCAUGGCCAUGAACGACGAGGAGACCGUCGCGUUGAUUGCCGGUGGACACACCUUUGGCAAGACACACGGCGCCGCCCCUGCAGACAACGUGGGCAAGGAGCCCGAGGCUGCUGGUUUAGAGGCUCAGGGCCUGGGCUGGCAGAACAGCCACGGAUCCGGCAAGGGCCCCGACACCAUCACCAGCGGUCUGGAAGUCACCUGGACCAAGACCCCGACCAAGUGGAGCAACCAGUUCCUCGAGUAUCUCUUCAAGUUCGACUGGGAGCUGACCAAGAGUCCCGCCGGCGCGCACCAGUGGGUGGCCAAGAACGCCGACGACAUCAUUCCCGACGCAUACGACGCCUUCAAGAAGCACAAGCCCACGAUGCUGACCACCGAUCUGUCGCUGCGCUUCGACCCGGCUUACGAGAAAAUCUCGCGUCGCUUCCUCGAGAACCCGGACCAGUUCGCCGACGCCUUCGCCCGCGCCUGGUUCAAGCUCACCCACCGUGACAUGGGCCCGCGCGCCCGCUACCUCGGCCCCGAAGUCCCCGGCGAAGUCCUCCUCUGGCAGGACCCCAUCCCCGCCGUCAACCACGCCCUGAUCGACACCGUCGACACCGCCGCGCUCAAGCGCGACGUCCUCGCCACCGGCGUCAACCCUUCCAAGUUCAUCUCCACCGCCUGGGCCGCCGCUUCAACCUUCCGCGGCAGCGACAAGCGCGGCGGUGCCAAUGGCGCCCGCAUCCGCUUCGCCCCGCAGCGCAGCUGGGAAGUCAACAACCAGCCCUGGCUGCAGGAGUCCCUGUCCGCCCUCGAGGGCGUGCAGUCCCGUUUCAACGCCUCCCGCCCCGACCGCAAGCAGGUCUCCCUCGCCGACCUGAUCGUCCUCGCCGGCUGCGCCGCCGUCGAGCAGGCCGCCCACGACGCCGGCUUCCCCGUCCGUGUCCCCUUCACCCCGGGCCGCAUGGACGCCUCCCAGGACGAGACCGACGUCGAGUCCUUCUCCCACAUGGAGCCCAUCGCCGACGGCUUCCGCAACUACGCCAAGCCCUACGUCCACGGCCGCGCCGAGCACUACCUCGUCGACAAGGCCCAGCUGCUCAACCUCUCCGCCCCUGAAAUGACCGUCCUCGUCGGCGGCCUCCGCGUCCUCAACACCAACUACGACGGCUCCGCCCACGGCGUCUUCACGUCCCGCCCCGGUGUCCUCUCCAACGACUUCUUCGUCAACCUCCUCGACAUGAACACCGCCUGGCAGGCCGGGCACAACGGUGAGAUCUUCGAGGGCGCGGACCGCAAGUCCGGGGCUAAGAAGUGGACUGCUACGCGCGCGGAUCUGGUCUUCGGAUCGCAUGCCGAGCUACGCGCCGUGGCUGAGGUGUAUGCUAGUGCGGAUGGCCAGAGGAAGUUCGUGAAUGACUUUGUGGCCGCGUGGAAUAAGGUGAUGAAUCUGGAUCGGUUCGAUCUGCAGGGGAAGCAGUUUAUUUAUCCCCGUCUGUAA
Aspergillus clavatus NRRL 1 is the source of this 2283-nucleotide messenger RNA. Its product is annotated as catalase/peroxidase. Gene Ontology annotation, cellular component: cytosol. Lineage: Eukaryota; Fungi; Ascomycota; Eurotiomycetes; Eurotiales; Aspergillaceae. Gene Ontology annotation, biological process: hydrogen peroxide catabolic process; cellular response to hydrogen peroxide. Gene Ontology annotation, molecular function: heme binding; catalase activity. The coding region runs from base 1 to 2283 and encodes 760 amino acids. The record is from RefSeq and is a predicted model, not a curated record. The transcript has a single exon.